This is a messenger RNA of Leptinotarsa decemlineata (Colorado potato beetle), 630 nucleotides long. Its product is annotated as protein fem-1 homolog CG6966. Gene Ontology annotation, cellular component: ubiquitin ligase complex. The record is from RefSeq and is a predicted model, not a curated record. Gene Ontology annotation, molecular function: protein binding. Lineage: Eukaryota; Metazoa; Arthropoda; Insecta; Coleoptera; Chrysomelidae. Gene Ontology annotation, biological process: ubiquitin-dependent protein catabolic process.
UUACUGCUUGAUGAGUUGAUUAUAGUCAGCUUGCCAGUUCAUUGUUACUUGGUUCGUGGUUGGUAGUUCGUAUUUGUCGUACCUUCGAGGACAAUAUGUUGACAUUCUAAUUCACCUCUCCGAAGAAAGUCUUCCAGAUGACAAGUGUUCUUUUGUGGUCGUUCCCUUUAUUUUCGAGUAUAUGGCCGGUUUUAAGAAAAGUUUUCAUUAUAAUUAACCAUCAGAGAAUAAAAAAUCGACAGAAGGAAAAUUCGGUAGGAUUUGUGCAGCGUGAAAACGAACUUUUUGCGUCGUGGAGUUUCAACCCCUCAAGCACAAAUUCAACAAGAAUCCUUCGAGGACCACCCAGAACGAGCAGACAAGGAGACGACAGAGCCCCAGGGAAGCUGCAAGGAAUCAACGGAGAAGGAACUGGAACUUACAAGAGUUACUAUCACAAUAAUUGUCCUGAUAUUGGCAGCUUUUAAGAAAAAUUGGAUGUUGUUGCUUCAAAACACCCCAAAAAGAAGAAAAUACCAAUGACGAAGAUAUGGUUCCAAGCCGCCAAAAUAAUUCCAUUAUUUUUUCGGCUUAAGGAGGGAGGAGUUACGUGGUCAUAGUUCCCACGACACGGCCGUUCACACGGAGAUU